Aedes albopictus (Asian tiger mosquito) is the source of this 3946-nucleotide messenger RNA. Its product is annotated as proteoglycan 4. The record is from RefSeq and is a predicted model, not a curated record. The transcript has 3 exons. The coding region runs from base 680 to 3670 and encodes 996 amino acids. NCBI's taxonomy places the organism in Eukaryota, Metazoa, Arthropoda, Insecta, Diptera, Culicidae.
AGUUUACAUCUUCUCGAACAUCUCAUCGGUCGAUGUGUGUCAAGCUGCGAUGCGAAGCAUCGAUGCCAUCAAGAAAAAUAAUUUUCUGCUCCAACGCAAACUUAUACGCUCGCCUGUUCCUGAUGCCUCUGCGAGGACGGUGCGCUGACUUUUAUAUUAGUGCGAAGAAGAGAAAGUCUAAAGUGAAUUAAGUUUUUUCUUUUCAUACUGAGUGCAUCGUUUUGCGGUGAAGCGAAAAGAAUAUUCGUCGCGCGGUGGGAAAAGUGUUUCGCCAUCGUUUCGAUCUUGCGGGGCCGCGUCGUCGGGAGAACGGUAAAAAAGUGCGUUUGAAAAGUGUUUCGAAACGCGUGAAUUUACACUACACUACGUACGGUACGGUGGGUGGCCAAGCCUUGCGGGACCUUGGACGCGACAAAAGACGACAAUGAUGGUGGUGCAAGCUUCAGUGUGAAGAAUAUUCAUUGUACAACCUGAGCAGGUGUGGAAUUUAGUGUCUCAGUAAAAAAAGUGGAGCAAAAGCGAAUUUGGUAGAAGCCGAGCGGAUUAUUGGAUUGGAUCGCUGCAAGCGGUGCAGUUGCAUUCGGAGGAGGAAGAAAAGAAGCGAGCAGACAGCAGCAGCAGUAGCAGGAGACCAAGCACCGCUCUUCGGCGGGAAGGGUCAAGCAGAGUCGGCGGAAAAAUGAGUUUCUUCACCUCCUUUCAGGAAUUACUGGACUUCGACCAAUCCACCAACCUGAAUGGAUUCCACUUCUCGAACAGCCUCUUCGGGUUCGAUUCGAACUCGAUUCCUGGCUUGGAAAACUUGCCACCGCCACCUCCGACGCCUACCCUGCCUGUGGACCAGCACCACCACCCUACAACGACGCCAGCACCCGUGACGACAAACUGUCGCCGGUUACUCAAAACUCCCUCGCCUGUUCCGGAACCUACACCCCUGCUGGAAACUCCUAAGCAAUGCCAAAUCAUUCAACAGAUUCAGCACGCGCCACAGACACUGGUGCCACCUUCGCCGGUCCCACUUCCACCAACCCCCACCAGCAAUCCACAAGUAUCGCCCAUUCCAAUAGUUUCCAAGUUUCAGCUAAAAGUAACUCCCAACAAUGAGAUUUACAUUUCCAACGAAUCGGGAACGUUCUGCGAGCUGGCCGGAAGUUUCGUCCCAUCAACGGCGGAACGGGGCAGCUGUGCAGUCCCGAUCGUUGAAACCAUAAUGCCACCCGCAUCUCCGGAACUCAUCGAACCGGAACCGGAAGACCUGGAUCCGCCGAAAACACUCUACUGUAUCGAGCGGGGCAUCAAACGGCCACUGUCCCCCUCCGAUCAUCGGUACUGCAACUCUGGGAUUUUUAGGUCCUUGGAGCCACACAGGACACCUCCUAAGAAGAAAACUACCUCCACGAAAAGCAACGGACUCUUGCCCAACGGACCGGAGCCGGAAUCCGCCGCCAAGCUAGUGGUGUCCAACGUAAUCAACAACGGGUUAAUCGUCAACAAGAAGCACCUCUCGAACAGCGACGAGCAACCGAAUGCUCCGGCUUCCUCUACCCCAGAACGACGGAUCAUGCGUCCGAAAAAGAAGAAGAAGAAACCAGCCCCCAAAGUGACCCUGGAGGCGAAGAUCGAACCAGUGAACGGAAGGAUAAUGGCGCGGAUUGCUCCGGCACCAACCAUAACCGUAACGAGCCGUAAAGUGCCCCAGCAAAGCGCUGGCAAGCGAUCCGGACCCGUGCCGGACAAUCUCCGGAAGGUUCCGAUAAAGCCUACUCCGGCGCCAAGUCCUUCGACGGCGGCAGCUGCCACCCCGCCGGAAAGCACCUUGAACUUUUCCGGCAUCAAGGAAAAGGCCGCGCAGGAAGCGAUUUUCACCGAACGAGUUGAGAAGCCUACCGGUUUCCGUAAGCCACAGCCCCAACAGCAGCCACAGCCGGUUCCGAAGCAGGUGCCACAUCCGGUGCAACAUCAGAAUCACGUGGUGACUGUUACAGCGCAGCCAGUUCAGACGCCAGCGCAACCGAAGCAUAAAGUACCUGUUAUUGUCGAGCCGGAUACGAAACUGGCACCGGAUGGUGCUGCCAUACCGGACGAAGCGCACUCCAGUCCGGCACCGGUGGAGCUGAAGGUCGUGGCCGAUCUGGUGAUGGACAAGGACGUUUUCGGGCAUAUUUCGCUGUUGAGCAAUGACAAAGAUCGCAACAAAGCGGUGAUCUAUCAAAACCCAGUGACCACUAAGAACGUCAUCUACAGCAUCCUGAAUCCCAAAUCGUUGAACCUUAGUUUGGGAGGAACUGGACGGGGUACAACAGCUACCCUAACGCUACAACCUCAUGUUCCAGGUCGAAAGCCGAAGAAACGUGGCCGCAAAAAGAAGGUCCCCGGCGACGCCAACGUCAGCGCAAAGAACGGUCUUACCAAUGGCUUAGGUUCGCUCGCACCCACCCCUCCCGACUUGAGCGCCCUAGAUCCCAAUACUCCAGUCAUGAUCACCCGAUCCGGAAGGCUCUCUAAACCGCCUCGCUAUGCAAACAACUUUUUCCAAAACAUGAAACAGAAACCGGAACCGACGCCUGUCCUGCCACCGCCUCCACCUCCGCCGGCACCUGUGAUUCCUCGGCUAGAUCUUCCCUCCACCGAUCCGGAAACUAUCGAAAAACUGCCCAAUUUCUCGGCGGCACUCACUUCGUCUGCCGUGGCACCGGCCGCGGUGCAACCCGAACAACAGGAACCGAAACGGAAAAUGAAGAUCCCCCUCCAGUAUCGGUGCGCCACCUGCAACAAAAUCUACCUGGGAAAACGCAUGCAGAGGCACCUGGAGAAGUAUCCCAGUCACAACUCGCAGCGAGAUUGCAUGGAGCCAAGUAAGGAGAAGGUUGAAGAAAAAGAGGAAGAAAAGUCCACUUAUUUGUACAAACAUCUGUUUGACUUGCUGCAAAAGUUCACCGAAAAAGAUAAAGGUCGCAUCAUGCUCAAGGAGAUAAGCCAUUUUGUCGAUUACGUACGGGCACUGAUUCCGAAACUGAUCACGAACGACGAGCAACACAGCACGGUGGAAUACAUUGAUCACAACGUGGCGGACGUUCUGAGGUUGAACCAUGGGAAGUAUCGCCUGAAAAUAUCUUCUCUGGCGGAAGAAUGCGACAAACUAAAUCUCACAGUGAAUCUGUUGAACAACAACCCCUGCACACCCAGCCGGCCACCAGCUCCACUCUCGACCAGCACUCCCAACGGAACCAUCGAAAGGCAUUCGCUCUCGUUCAAUGCCGACGACCUACUCAACCAGUCCAGUUCAUUCCCUAGUCUAACGACGUUGAUGCACGAACACAACCUUCUCCUGCAGCAGAACGGCAACGUGGGUGCCAUCUACAACAACAACAACAAUUCCUUCCACCAGCAGAACAAUAAUCAUCAACCGCAGCAGCAAAUCAACAGCAACCAUCAACAUCCCAGUAAUCACCAUCAUCACCACCACCAUCAUCAUCACCUCCACCACAGCAACAACAACAACAACAACAAUAACCAUCAUCACUACAGCAGCAGCAAUCAUCACCAUCAUCUGCCGUUGAUCGGGUCCAGCUGUCACGAUGAUGCCAUGAACAGCCUGUCCGGUUUGUGCAAAUCCCCAGUGCAGCAUUCCACCUCCGGAAUGGUCAAUAUGGCACUGAACCUGUACUAGACAAAUUACCUUAAAAACUAAAAAAAAACACUAAAACAAAUAAACAAGUAUAUAGAGUAUACCCAGUUACUACCUUCAAACAAAAAGUAAAAUUAUUACAAACGAUUGAGUUCUAUAGCAGUAGAAUGGUACGUAACUAAGAAAUUGUGUAUAAAGUUUUUUGAAAUGCAAGCGAACGAGAACAGGAGAAGAAACAGUUAAUACGAAACAAAUUGGUUUUACAUUGAGUCUAAUCAAGCAUACAAAGAAGGAUAAUAAACUUAUUGGAAAUUAGUA